Tarenaya hassleriana is the source of this 1494-nucleotide messenger RNA. Its product is annotated as aspartate aminotransferase, cytoplasmic isozyme 1. The record is from RefSeq and is a predicted model, not a curated record. Gene Ontology annotation, molecular function: L-aspartate:2-oxoglutarate transaminase activity; pyridoxal phosphate binding. The transcript is spliced from 12 exons. NCBI's taxonomy places the organism in Eukaryota, Viridiplantae, Streptophyta, Magnoliopsida, Brassicales, Cleomaceae. Gene Ontology annotation, cellular component: mitochondrion. Bases 63 to 1280 code for a protein of 405 amino acids. Gene Ontology annotation, biological process: amino acid metabolic process; biosynthetic process.
UGUUUUACAAAUAUCUCUCUCGUUCUUCUUCCCCGUCCGAAAUUUCUCUCUCGUCCUCUCUCAUGGAUUCAGUCUUCGCUAACGUUGUUACUGCUCCCGAAGAUCCCAUCCUCGGUGUUACUGUUGCUUAUAACAAAGAUCCAAGCCCGGUUAAGCUGAACUUGGGUGUUGGUGCCUACCGAACUGAGGAAGGGAAACCCCUUGUUCUUGAUGUCGUGAGACGGGCAGAGCAACAGUUAGUAAAUGACCCGUCCCGGGUCAAGGAAUAUCUUUCCAUUGUUGGGCUUGCUGAUUUCAACAAAUUGUCUGCCAAGCUCAUCUUGGGUGCUGACAGUCCGGCGAUUCAAGAGAAUAGAAUUACAACCAUCCAGUGCUUGUCUGGUACUGGUUCACUCAGAGUUGGAGGCGAGUUUCUUGCAAAACACUACCACCAACAUAUUAUUUACAUUCCAAAACCAACUUGGGGGAAUCAUCCGAAAGUAUUCACUUCGGCCGGCUUGUCUGUGGAAUAUUACCGUUACUAUGAUCCGGCAUCCCGUGGACUUGACUUCCAAGGCUUGCUUGAGGAUCUGGGUGCUGCACCAUCAGGAGCUAUAGUUUUACUUCAUGCAUGUGCGCACAACCCCACUGGAGUUGAUCCAACCACUGAGCAGUGGGAGCAUAUCCGACAGUUAAUCAGAUCUAAGCAAUUGUUACCCUUCUUUGACAGUGCAUAUCAGGGUUUUGCAAGUGGUAGCCUUGAUGCAGAUGCACAUCCAGUCCGCAUGUUUGUUGCUGAUGGCGGUGAAUGUUUGAUAGCUCAGAGUUAUGCCAAAAACUUGGGUCUUUACGGGGAGCGUGUUGGUGCUCUUAGCAUUGUCUGCAAGUCGGCAGAUGUGGCUAGCAAGGUUGAGAGCCAGGUGAAACUUGUUGUCAGGCCCAUGUAUUCUAAUCCACCUAUUCAUGGCGCAUCUAUUGUCGCAACCAUAUUGAAAAACAGCGAAAUGUACAAUGAAUGGACCAUUGAGCUGAAAGGAAUGGCUGACCGCAUUAUCAGCAUGCGCCACCAGUUGUAUGAUGCUCUUCAAGCUAGAGGCACACCUGGUGACUGGAGUCACAUCAUCAAGCAGAUUGGGAUGUUUACCUUUACCGGAUUGAACACUGAGCAGGUCGCCUUCAUGACCAAAGAAUAUCACAUCUACAUGACAUCCGACGGGAGGAUAAGCAUGGCAGGCCUAAGUUCGAAGACAGUUCCCCACCUUGCAGACGCCAUUCACGCUGCAGUCACCCGCGCCGCCUAACUUACUCCCCCUGCCGUAAGUUUUUCGGCCUUUCCGUUUUCAAAGGGUUUCUACAAUUCUCCUGCGAUUUGAACGCAGUUUCGGCUGUGGAACUUCAGCAUUGAACACGAAUAACAAACAAAGAGCACAUUUUCAUUGUCGAGCAGAUCGUUUUGUCGCAUAAAUAUGUUUACCGAAGCAAAAAUUUUACUAAGAGCAAUGGAUUUAUGCUUCA